This is a messenger RNA of Patella vulgata (common limpet), 1283 nucleotides long. Its product is annotated as keratin, type I cytoskeletal 9. Gene Ontology annotation, biological process: regulation of cell differentiation. Bases 114 to 1283 code for a protein of 389 amino acids. The record is from RefSeq and is a predicted model, not a curated record. Gene Ontology annotation, cellular component: membrane. Lineage: Eukaryota; Metazoa; Mollusca; Gastropoda; Patellidae. The transcript has 8 exons.
CUUACACAAUUUGAUAGUUUGUUUACGUCCGUCGUGAAGUUACUGUCAGUAAAUACAAGCAGUAAUGAAUGAACUAAUUAAAUUCACAUAUUACAUUGUUUAAUUGCCGAAUUAUGUCGUGUGCUGGUUCAGAAUCUGUCCAUAUAUCCAAUAAUGUACAACGAAUAAAAACUGGGUUUUUAAAAAGAUACAACAAUGGAUUUUUUUCAUCUGGUUGGAAACAAGAACAUAUAGUUUUAUAUCAGGAUAGUACUUUAGCAUGGUUUGAAAAUCGAGCUAGCUUUGAACCAAAGGGUGGUGUCAAUUUAAAGAAUGUAUGUAAGUUCCUAGCAGUUGGUCGAUUUAGUCAGAAUGUGCCGAAUAGGCCAGAAUUGCCUAAUGGUGGUCGAAUAACUAACCUGAUUGCCUUUCCAAAGGAGCCAAAUAAAAAAGCAGAAGUUGUCUGGCUUCUUUGUGCCGAUGAAGGUGAACUAAAUUCAUGGAUGCAAGCUAUCACUAGUACUCUUCCACCACCACCCCGUCCUCCUCAACAAGGACCAGGUGCACCACCAGCUUAUCCAGGACCUCCACAGGGUGGACCUCCACCACCAGGUUUUAAUCCAGCAGUUACACACGGCCAGCCUCAAUACCCUCCACAACAAGGACAGUAUCCACCUCCACAACAAGGACAGUAUCCACAACAACAACAAGGACAGUAUCCACAACAACAACAGGUCAGAUAUCAAGGUCAACCACAAAGACAACAAGGAGCACCAGGUACUACUGUAGUAGUUCAGGGUGAUAGGAGAAGCAGGCGAUCUUCAGGCGAUGGCUUCACAACAGGACUGCUGGUUGGAGGUGCCUUAGGAUAUGGGAUGGGUCGUCCAAUGGGCUGGGGAUAUGGGGGAUACGGCUAUGGUGGAUGGGGUGGAGGAUAUGGUGGCUGGGGAGGGGGAUACCAUGAUCAUGGGGAUAACGUCACUGUUAAUAACUAUAGUAAUACGGAAAAUACAAACAUUGAAAACAAUGAAUAUAAUGAAUCAAAUGUAGAAAAUAAUUAUGGUGAUGGGGGUGGAUAUGGGGAUGGAGGAGGGUAUGGGGAUGGUGGGGGAUAUGGAGAUGGUGGGGGAUAUGGAGACAGUGGGGGGUAUGGAGAUGGUGGUUAUGACUAUGGGGGAGAUAAUGGAGGAUAUGAUGGUGGAUACGAUGGUGGAUAUGAUGAUGGUGGCUACGAUGAUGGCGGCUACGAUGAUGGUGGGGGUUUCGACGGAGGAGAUUUUGUUGGCGGAGACUGUGGUGAUUAA